CCCCCCCUCCCCGAUUCCCCUACCAAAAUGGCGGCCAGAGCCUGCCCUCACCGCCUGCCCUCACCCAAGAUGGCUGACGCGGGGCUGGGCGGGAGCGACGUCACCGCAGAGCAGCGCCCCUCCUCCCCAAGAUGGCCGCGCGCACUCCCCGCCGCCGGCGCGUUGCCCUUAGCCAAGGUGGCGGAAGGCCUAGUGGAGGAAACGGUGCCGCGCCCUCUCCUAAGAUGGCGGGCGCAGCGUCAGCGCACCGCCCCGGCGCCAGGCCUCACCGCUGCGCGCUGGGCGUAGGGGCGGGGCGGGAGAAAGCGAAAGUGGCGGAGGGACCGGGUCGGCCGCGGCGGCGGGAGCGGGAGAAGCGGGAGAGGGGAGAAGCGGGAGAGGGAGCUCCCGGCGGGAGGCGGCCGGGCCCCGGCGAGAGGCAGACGGGCCCCUGCUGGGCGCGGGACGCGCGCCCCCUGCCGGGCCGGAGGAGCCGGCCGGGGCGGCGUCGGGGGUCCCCCCUGUCCCCCCGGGCGGGGCUGCGGGACGCGGGGACCCCCCCCCAACCCCGGACCCCCUUCCCCGACCCCCCCCGGCCAUGGCGCGGCUGGAGGCGGUGGCCAACGUGGCGCUGCGGGUGCCGGGGCUGGCGCUGCUGGACCUGCUGUACCGCUGGGACGCGGCGGCCCUCGGCGACCUGCUGCGGCCCCGCCGCGGGGACCCCCCCCCCCUGCUCCGGCCCCCCCGCCCUACGGGGCGCCUACUGCCUGGGUUAGCUGUAACCAGAGGUUCUGCUGGGAGACUCCCCUCCGGUCCCUGCCAGAUACUUUUUACUCAACUUUCCCAAGAAAAGGGGAACUUGCUGAGAUUGUGCGGUCGAAAUUGGGAUCACUUGUGACCUUGCGGGUCUCAGGGGACGUUCCCCUUUCCAGUGUCCUUCUUGUUUACAGCGUGCACACUGAUUCGGGCCCAGGGGCUGGCUGAAUCCCACUGGUGACCCCAGUCCAGUUCCUCUCCCUCAUCCCAUUCUUCGACCACAUCCCCUUCCUCGAGGAAUAACUCCUCUGCUUCGUCCCACACCAGCUGCUACUUCCAGAGCAGCUGUUAACCUUGCAUUCAUUUUUACUCUGUAAUUCAUCUCUAUUUCUAUAUGCCACCCAAGCAACUUCUAAUAAUUUUCCCCAGUCUCAAGAAUCUGCUGAGACAAGGGGAGUCAAAAGAAUCUCGGUAGACAUAAU
Molecule: messenger RNA, 1217 nt
Organism: Aquila chrysaetos chrysaetos
Lineage: Eukaryota; Metazoa; Chordata; Aves; Accipitriformes; Accipitridae
Product: translation initiation factor IF-2-like
Exons: 2
Coding region: 132-755 (207 amino acids)
Source: RefSeq, a predicted model, not a curated record